AUGUCCUGCUCGCCACACGCCGCCUCCCUCACAGCCGCCCUCCUCUCCUCACUCUCCUCCCUCCCCUCCUCCUCCUCUUCCUCCUCCUCCUCCCCCACACCUACCCCUUUCUCUCUUGACCACGAGUCCUAUCGUCUGCUCCUCCGCUCCUUCUACUCCCACAACCACCUCCCCCUCAUCCCACCAACCGUAGCCAGCAUGAUUCAAGCAGGCUAUCCCCUCAGCCAAUGGGAUGCCGCCAUGUGGCUCGAUGCCCUCGCUGCCCAGGGCGACGUUGCAGGGAUCCGGACAGCUGUUGGGGAAAUUUUGGCGCUCGGGCUGCCCGAGCCGGAAAGUUUUCGGAUGGCCAUGGUUCUGGGGUUGGCGAGAGCGGGGGAGAUGGACCGAGCUUGGAGCGUGUUUGUCGGGGAGGGUGAGAGUGAGGGAGUGAGUGAGGGAGUGAGUGAGGGAGUGGCGAGCCAGGUUCCUCUGAAGCACGACGUGGAGGCGAGCAAGAGGGGCGUGGAGCCUAGUCUGUAUGUGAUGCUGGUGGAGGCAAUGGUGGGGGCGGGGCGGAUGAGACAGGCAGAGGCGGUGUGUGCGGAGUAUGGGCGGGCCCACUUGGUCACUGUGCAGAGGUUCAAAUAUGGGCGCCCCUACACUGUACUCCUGUCCGCCUACCUUCUGGCAGGCGAUCUCUCGUCCUUUUCCCGCGUGUGGGCGGCAAUGCGGGCAGGCGGCCGCCCGGCUGACAGCUACGCGCUUCGUCUGCUAGCCAAGGCCUGCGCGUCUGUGGGCGGGCUCCGGGGGCUGGCUGUGAUGCUGUGGGCGGCAAGAGAGGGUCGGGAGAGGGAGGUGGGAGGGAGUGAGGGAGGGAGUGUGGGAGGGAGUGAGGAAGUGGAUGGUCAAACGUGGGAUGCUGCCGGGGCGAGAGGUGGAGCAAGUGUGGCAGUGGCAGAAGGCAGUAUAACAGAUGAAGCCGGUGCAGUCAGCGGUGCAGCAGCAGCGGCAGCAGCAGGAGGAGCAGGAGCAGGUGCAGCAGGUGUAGGAGGUGCGUGUGCAAGUGCAGCGUUGGCAGGAUUACCAGAGCUGAUAGACUCGAUAGAGGUAUCUCCAGAGGAGGUGGAGGCGGCAGAGAGGCAGUUCCCGGUGCUGGCAGGCGAGCUGAGGGCCAGUGACAAGGCGCUCAGGGUAGUUGUUAGAUACCUGUUCAAGGAUGCUGACGUGGCGGCUGGAGAGGAUAUCGCGCCUGCGGAUGUGGCGUCUGGAGAUGAUGUAGCGUCUGCUGAUGUGGCAGUGAGUGGGGAGAAGGUGGACGGUGGCGUGGUGGAGAGUGAUGGGCAUGGGGUGGUUGCGGCGGGAAGCGGAUGGUCCGAGGAGCGUGUGGGUCUGCAGGCAGCAGCAGAGGAGGCUGUGUGUGUGCCAGCAGCAGCAGCGAGGGUGGUGGGUCCUGUGGGCGUGCAGGCAGCAGGAUUGCCAGAGGUGGUGGUGGGUGGUGGAAGGAGCGAGGCGUCAGAGGAGGCUGUGGGUGUGCAGGCAGCAGGGCAGCAGGCUGUGAGUGGUGGAGGCGUUGAGGCGUCAGAGGGAGAGUAUGAGGGUGAGGCUGCACGGGACGUGCUGGGGCAGUCGGUGUGCACGAGUGAUGGGAUGGAGGAGGCGGUGGAGGAAGCACAGAGAGAGGAGGGGGAGAGGGGAGCGGGGGGAGAUGAGGGAGACAAGAGGGAGGGAGGAAGAGUGGAAGAAGAGAGGGUAGGGAAUGGAGAGGGGGAGGAAGUGGGAGCAGCAGAGGUGAAGGGGGGGUUGGAGGGAGGGCGGGGAGGCAGAGGAGGGCAGGAGGGGGAGGAACGGGAGACAGUGGGGGCUGCAGUGGUGGGAUUAAGGGGCGGUAUAGGGGAGGCGACUUUUGAGUCGACGCAAAAGGAGGGGGAGGAGCGGGAGAAUGUGGGGGCUGCAGUGGUGGAAGUGAGGAUCGGGGAAGGGGAGGCCAUGGAGAGAGUGAGAUUGCCAGUGCUGGCAGCAGCAGGGGUCGAGGGAGGGAGGGAGAGCACCGUUGGUGGGCCCUCGCUGCGAAGGCCAGUUGUGGGCGGCAGUGAGGAUCAACGAGAUACAGGGCAGGCGGCUGUAGCGAAAGCAGCUGUAGUAGAGCGGGCUGUAGCGGAUGAGGCUGUAGCGGAGGAGGCUGUAGCGGAUGAGGCUGUAGCGGAGGAGGCUGUAGCAGAGGGUGCUGUACAGGCUGCUGUGGGUAGUAACGAGACUGACGUAGAGGCAUCUGUAGCAGAGACGGCUGUAGCAGAGGCGUCACCAAAGGGCGAUUUACCUGAGGAGAUGGUAGCGCAGGCGGGUGGAGGAGAGGCAGAGGUGGUGGUCGUGGAUGGCACUACAACGAAGGCUGAGGGGAAUAAGGCCGCAGACACUGAUGCUAUACCUGAGGAGAUGGUAGUGCAGGCGGGUGGAGGAGAGGCAGAGGUGGUGCAUGACACUACAACGAAUGUGACUGCAGCAGAGGCUGUGGAGAAUGAUGCUGUUGCAGGGGAAGGGGAGGGUGAUAGGGUAGGCAACAGGGUAGGCACCAGGGUAGGCGACAGGUUAGGCCAGAGGUUCGGCAACAGGGUCGGCGACAGGGUCGGCGACAGGGUUGGCAACAGGGUCGGCGACAGGAUUGGGGACUAUGUGCAGAGCACUUACUGGGGCGUGGUGUGGGACCCUGAGAGUGGCGCCGAGGGCAGGGAGGCGCGGCCGGGAGGUACAGGCAGGCGGGGAGGAAGGGGGGGAGGAAGGGGGGGAGGGCGGGAGCGGGCGAGGGUGGGGGAGAGAGUGCGGAGUGCACUGGAGGAGCUAGAGAGGGCGGAGGAGGGGGAGCUGGCGGAGAGAUGGGCGCAGCUGGCGCAGGGGGAGGGGGGGAGGGGCGGGGAGAGGGGCGGGGAGAGGGGGGGAGCGGGGGGGAGGAGGCAGGGGGCGGCUCAGAGAGUGGAGCAGACUUGGGAGCUGAUGGGGGAGAAGCGGGCGAGGCUGCGAGGGGAUCGAGAGCGGUUGAGUCCGGUGAUGGGGAUUGGUCGGGGAGUGGGGAAGGAGGGGAGUGAGGGGGCGGAAGAGGCGGGGAUGGGGGAGUGGGCGCAAGAGGGGGAACGGGAAGAGGAGGGGAGGGGGAGUGAGGUGGUGUGGAAGAGGGUGGAUCCAGAAGAGGCUUGGCUGUUCGUUCAAGAGCAAAUGGCGGAUCCCGCCGCCCCUCCGCCCCCUCCUGCUGCAUGGGGGCGUGUUCUCUCUGCCCUGCGCGACCCCGGGCAGUACGGGCAGCUGAAAGAAGUUUACCGGAUGAUGCUAAGCGCUUUGGAGCGGGAGGGGACUCAAGUGCACGGGCAGCAGGGGCAGGAAGGGCAGGAGGUGCUGAAGGGGGGGCAGCAGGGGCUGGAGGAGCUGAGAGCGGUGCAGCAGGGGCGGGAGGAGCUGCAAGGGGGGCGGAGCAUGAGUCGUUAUGCUGCGACUCCUGAUGGGGGGCUCCCUUUACAGAGCUCUCUACUCUUCGUGCUGAACGGCGCUUGCGGCCCCAACCAGCCGUUCCCCUCCCCGGCGGUGCUUGUUGCCUUUGUUGCCUCUAAGGCCACUCAGCUGCCACCAGAGCCCCACGUGUCUGAUGAACUGGCGACAGCUGGCGCGGUUAUACCUGAUGCAGUUACGUCGGACAGGGUUACGUCUGCGGCGGCCCCGUGUGCCAGCUCAGCGUCGUCUGCGCAUGCCAGAAUGGAGCUUCUGAAGCAGCAGUUGAUUGGAGUGGUUCGGCCGGACGAGAGACGCGAGGAGGAGAAGUGGGAGGGAGGCUCGGUGGCCGUGCUAGGCUCGACGGAGGCUCGGGAGGAGCUGGCCAAUCGGAUGGAAGCACUUUUACAGGCCAGUGCUGCUGCCCGGCAGGCUGCCUGGGAAGCGAAAACUGCCCGGCGGGCAGCUGAACAGGCAGAGUGGGCAGCGAAACAGUUGAUUGUGAACGCAGAGUGGAGGGAGGCGAGGGAGAGGGAGAGGGGGGUAGCAGUGGAAAGGUGGGUGAAGGGGAGAGGUAGGGUGAAGAGCGUUAAUGAGGCGUGGACUCAAGUGGUGGAGCGAGAUAAGGGGGUGGAAGUGGGGGUUGAAGGGGGACGAGAGAGGGGGAUUGUGGGGGGUGAAGAGGGGGGAGAAGGAGGGUCUGGGGGGGAUGAAGAGGGAAGAGUGAGGGGGGCGGUCAGGGGCGGUUUGGGGGAGGGGCCGGAAGGAGGCAGAUGGGGGGCGGAAAGAAGAGGGGAUAGGGAGGAAGAGGAGAAAGAGGAGGGUGCAAGGGAGAUUGGAGGUGGUGUGGGCGCAACAGGCGCGGGGGAAACAGACUUGGGGGAGCAGGGGGUGGGGGAGCAGAGGGAGCAGAGGGAGCAGAGGGAGCAGAGGGAGCAGAGAAGGCAGAGGGAGGAGAGGGAGGAGAGGGAGGAUAGGGAGGAGAGGGAGGAGAGGGAGGAGAGGGAGGAGAGGGAGGAGAGGGAGGAAAGGGAGGAGAGGGAGGAAAGGGAGGAGAGGGAGGAGAGGGAGGCGUUUGCAGUGGGGGUGGCGGAGCAGGCACAAGGCAUCCUCCCGGACCCAGCCUCCUGUGAGUCCCUCCUCUCAGCCCUGCGCAUCGCCUCAACGCACCACGCACACCACCAAGGCCCCGCGUCGCCCCUGCUGCCCACAGCACGGGCCAUGCUGUGGCGCCUGGCGGGUGCCGGCGCUGCUCUGUCUGCUGCGGCCCUCAAUGAGGCCAUCCGCGAGGCUGCCUCGUCUCUCCUCCACUGCCUCUCACGUGCCAACAUCCCUGUUCCGGGCGGCGCACUGUUGGACGUGCUGCGGGCGGCAGCAGCGCACAGGCAGGCGGACUUUUUCGUCUUCUUGCUGCGGGAGUGGAUUUCUGCGGAUGUGACUGUAUUGGGGGGCCCGCGGGCUCUAGAGGAGGUGCUACAGCUGCUGCUGCGAUGCAGACGACCCCACCAGGUGAGGGGCAAGAGGGUGAAACGCCUACACUUUACUGGGUUGCAUUUUUACUUUCCCGCGGGCGCUAGAGGAGGUGCUGCAGCUGCUGCUAAGAUGCAGACGACCUCACCAGGUGAGAUGCAAGAGGGUGCGUGCCAUGCUGUUGUUUCUGCUGCAGCACCAGGUGUAUUGGGGGACCCGCGGGCUCUAGAGGAGGUGCUGCAGCUGCUGCUAAGAUGCAGACGACCUCACCAGGCCGUGUCAUGGUUCCGCCGCUGCUUGGGAGCGUACCCACACGCACCCCCCUCGCCAGCAGUGGUGGGGGCGCUGCUGCACUCCGUACCCCUGACUGCUGUGUCGUGGUUCCGGCGCUGCCUGGGAGCACACCCACACGCCCCCCCCUCGCCAGCAGUGGUGCGGACGCUGCUGCAUGCGCUGCAGAGGAAAAGCAUGUGGCAUGAAAUGUUGGACGUGUUCGGGUCGCUACAGCACUACCCGGGCUAUCAUGACAAGGCCUACCCGGGCUAUCAUGAUAAGGUCAACUACACGACGGUCAUCCGCACGCUCCUGCACUGCCGCCAGCCAAAGCUCGCCCUCACACUCUUCCGAGACAUGCUGGCAGCAGGGGUGCUCCACUGCGACCCCCACGGGCGCGUGCUGUCAGGCCGUGAUAACGACGCCACCCAUGAGAGGCUGCUGCAGGCCGUGCGGCAUGCGGCUCUCCUGGUGGGCGAUAGGGAGGUGCUCGGCAUGGUGGGCGGUGGUGCUGUGGGUGCUGGCGGCAAGACCAGGAGCGAGAGAUUCUGA
Molecule: messenger RNA, 5748 nt
Organism: Closterium sp. Naga37s-1
Lineage: Eukaryota; Viridiplantae; Streptophyta; Zygnematophyceae; Desmidiales; Closteriaceae
Source: the annotation of a GenBank genome assembly